CACACACACACACACAACCAAAGCCUUUUGGAUACAAGCGCUUUAGAGGAGACAAUGAGAGGCUUCCUGCUGACUGCAAUCUUUCUGCUGCCCUUGGUGGCCUCGGAGUCCGAGCACUGUAUAAUGAAGCGUGAACAUGAGAAAUGCUUGGAGAAUAUGGCGCUGCACAACCCCGCUGACGACCUUGAUAUAAUGUGUCCAUGGAUGUGGGACAAUCUGACCUGCUGGCAUGCGGCCAGUAUCAAUGAGGUCGUGGUGGUCAAUUGUCCAGAGCUCUUUCAUGACUUCAUGGGCCCUGAUGAUGAAAUGGGGAGGGUGAGUCGCAACUGUACGGAGGAUGGCUGGUCUGAACCUUUCCCUCACUAUGUGGACAUCUGCUUCCCCUAUGAAAACACUACAGCAAGCAAACCUGACCCGUACUAUCCAUCGGUCAAGGCCCUGUACACAGUUGGCUACAGCACAUCUCUGGUGUCUCUCACUACAGCCAUGGUCAUCCUCUGCAGAUUUAGGAAGCUCCACUGUACCAGGAACUUCAUUCACAUGAACUUGUUUGUGUCCUUCAUCCUGAGAGCCAUCUCAGUCUUCAUCAAGGAUGGCGUGCUGUACUCUCAGGAGGACAGCGACCACUGCUUCACACACACAGUGGCGUGUAAAGCAGUGAUGGUUUUCCUCCAUUACUGUGUCAUGUCCAACUAUUUCUGGCUGUUCAUUGAAGGUCUGUAUCUCUUCACUCUACUGGUGGAGACUUUCUUUCCUGAAAGACGCUACUUCUACUGGUACACCAUCGUAGGAUGGGGGACUCCCACCAUCUGUGUCACUGUUUGGGCAGUUCUGAGGCUCCACUUUGAUGACACUGGAUGUUGGGAUACAACUGAGAACACUGCCCUCUGGUGGGUGAUCAAAGGACCAGUUGUAGCCUCCAUAAUGAUCAAUUUUAUUCUGUUCGUUGGGAUUAUCAUUAUCCUGGUCCAGAAGUUGCAGUCACCUGAUAUUGGAGGGAAUGAAUCAAGCAUUUACCUGCGUCUGGCGCGCUCCACCCUCCUGCUCAUCCCCCUGUUUGGUAUUCACUACACUGUGUUCGCCUUCUCACCUGAAGAUGUCAGCAAAAAGGAGAGACUGGUCUUUGAAUUGGGACUUGGAUCCUUCCAGGGCUUUGUGGUCGCUGUCCUCUACUGUUUCCUCAAUGGAGAGGUGCAGUCGGAGAUCAAGAGGAAAUGGCGCAGCUGGACGGUGAACCGGUACUUUGCUGUGGACCUGAAGCAGCAGAGGCACCCUUCAUUGGCCAGCAGUGGAGUGAACGGUGGGACUCAGCUAUCCAUCCUCAGCAAGAGCAGCUCCCAGAUACGCAUGUCCAGCCCUCUGGCGGAGAACGCCAACAUCAGCCUCCCCACCUGA
This is a messenger RNA of Scomber japonicus (chub mackerel), 1395 nucleotides long. It is a transcript of the gene adcyap1r1a, whose product is annotated as adenylate cyclase activating polypeptide 1a (pituitary) receptor type I. Gene Ontology annotation, biological process: adenylate cyclase-modulating G protein-coupled receptor signaling pathway; cell surface receptor signaling pathway. The transcript has 13 exons. Gene Ontology annotation, cellular component: neuron projection; plasma membrane. The record is from RefSeq and is a predicted model, not a curated record. Bases 55 to 1395 code for a protein of 446 amino acids. Gene Ontology annotation, molecular function: peptide hormone binding; vasoactive intestinal polypeptide receptor activity; G protein-coupled peptide receptor activity. Lineage: Eukaryota; Metazoa; Chordata; Actinopteri; Scombriformes; Scombridae.